GGUCUUCGUCGUUAGGUCUUCACUGAACCAUGGCGAGGAAGACGACAGGAAUGUGCGGCGGAGUCAGACGACAAGCAAACAUCGGAGCUUUUCGCUCCCCGCUUAUCGAUGAGAUUUCUUCCAGGGAUUCCCGGCAUCAAGUCGCCGACUUGUCCUCUACAGCACCUGCGCUUGAAUCGGACAUGUGGAUUUGUUUCGGCUCCUUUCCUCCGGUUCCUUUAUUUCCCGCCGUUGAGAAGAAUUUUGGAUCGGCAAAUCGCUUUCCAAGGAAGAUUUUUGGACCCACCCCAACACAAGAUGAGGCGAAGGAGAAGUGCUCGUCUCUGAAGGGGUCAAUCGAAAAGGUCUCCUACCAACCAAAUCCAAAGCUGGACUCUCGUGAGGACUGCCAGAGAUCAGUCGGGGAAACCAGAACAGCAUAUAAACAACCAAAACAUAUUUCUCAAAUGUUUUCUUUGCUGCACCAAAGUUCCGAAGUACAGGAUGUUGUUUCCUCAAUUGCCAAAGAUGAGUGCGUUUUUGAGGCUGUGAUGAAAAAUGAGAUGGUCGCUGAGUUCUUGAAAAAUGUCCCACCAAAUGUGGAUUCUGCAAAAUCUAUUUCUGUGAAUGAAUGUCCCAAAGAAUCCUACAGCCCAGAAAGUCAAAAAAGCUGUAAGGGCUCCAUGUUCUCCAAUAUGGUGAAUAAUGUCUCCGGGGAAACCAGAACAGUAUCUAAACUUCCAAAACAUAUUUCUCAAAUGUUUUCUUUGCUGCACCGAAGUUCCGAAGUACAGGAUGUUGUUGCCUCAAUUGCCACAGAUGAGUGCGUUUUUGAGGCUGUGAUGAAAAAUGAGAUGGUCGCUGAGUUCAUGAAAAAUGUCCCACCAAGUAAACAAACGAAUUUCUUUUUCCAUUUCAAUAGCUUUUUUUGUUUUCGCACAUAUUCAGCUCAUCGAAAUUAUUCUCUGUGCAUUUGUGGAUGUGGAUUCAGCAAAAUUUGUUUCUGUGAAUGAAUCUCCUGAAGAGUCUCAUCCAAUCCCAGAAAGUGAAAAAACUUAUAAAGGCUCCAUGUUCUCCAAUAUGGUGAAUAAUGUCAAGGUUAAGGUAUCGGAGAAGGCAAGUAAUAUAUCCGACUUCCUUCACGAUUUCCUGGCGAAGUCAUCAGGGAAUUCUGGCUCUCAGGGUGCCAUGCCAACAUUCAGCACAGCUGAAGCUCUUCACCCUGACAAGACUUCCUUUUUUGCAUUGGCAGUCGCUGCAAUUCUGAUUGUUUUUCUCAUGAGUUGAUAAAAGAGAUGAAUAGGGAUGUGAGCUUGUUCUAUAUAAUAAUAAUUUCAAUAGAACAUUAUCUCCAUGUAAUGUAAAUAUCUAUAUGGCCUUCUUUCUUUCUUGCUGAUGUUGCCUUUGCUUGAACAAGUUUUGAUUGGCUUUUAAAAGUCUCUGUUUCUACUGUGUAAAUUUCAAGUAGUAAUGCUUAUCAGCAAGAAAAUGCAUUAGAUAAAA
This is a messenger RNA of Dendrobium catenatum, 1482 nucleotides long. RefSeq lists its product as uncharacterized. NCBI's taxonomy places the organism in Eukaryota, Viridiplantae, Streptophyta, Magnoliopsida, Asparagales, Orchidaceae. Bases 30 to 992 code for a protein of 320 amino acids. The record is from RefSeq and is a predicted model, not a curated record. The transcript is spliced from 5 exons.